Stylophora pistillata is the source of this 432-nucleotide messenger RNA. Its product is annotated as transmembrane protein 128. NCBI's taxonomy places the organism in Eukaryota, Metazoa, Cnidaria, Anthozoa, Scleractinia, Pocilloporidae. The record is from RefSeq and is a predicted model, not a curated record.
UUGUACAGUUGUACGAUUCAAAAUGGCGUCCGAGGGUCGGUCCAAACUUCACGACGAUCUUCAAGAGGCACUUCGUCGUAGAGAUAUACGAUAUGAUUCUCUUUUAAACAAAAGGGCAAGAGAAGAGGGAGAAAAGAUACUCAGGGAAAAUGACCCAGGAUCGAAAUCUCGAAUAAACCCUCAUUCUGUGUUUUGGAUGGUAGCUGCAAUGGCUGUGUUCUAUUACACAGACUUUUAUGUCGCUGUGAGGUUCGAUCCACCAAUACAUAGACUAUGGUGGUACAUUGGAGGUGCGCUCAUAGGAUUCAACUUGUGUUUUGGUUGUUACUGUGUCUUAUGGCUGAGCUACUAUAAAAAGAUCACAGAUUGGGAGAAGCAUUCUCCUUACAUCAUCCCCAUUGCCACUGCAUCUUUUAUUGUUGGAAUGAUUUG